UUGUGAGGAGCAGAGGUACACCUCGUCUGCAGAGUUGUUUUUUAUCAGCGUCAGAUGAGGAGAGAAGUGAGUGAUGGAAAGAGAUAGAGAGCUGAGAUGACAGCUGUUUGACGGAGGGACAGCAGGAGGAGGUGCACACGAGAAACAUCACAUGUGAGAGACGCCAGAGAAGCACAGAGCACGACAUCCAUAUGCUAAGAAUGAGUGAAACUCCAAUAGAGCUUGAGCCUCAGCUAUCAAUCCAGCCAUCGUCACAGACAGAAGUUGAGAGGGGGCUUCGGCCUCCACCUCUGUUGCAGCUGCCACUCCCCAACCAGGAUCCCUCGGAGAUCCAGCAACAAACCCAGCUCCAGCCUGAGAUACCGCUGUCAGAGUCCGGCCCCGAGCACCAGCACCAAGCAAAGUCACUGUGGAUAAGACAUCGAGGGCUGCUCCUCCUCUUGUUGGGGUUCUCCUUAUGUGCUGCCUUGUCGGGAUUAAUUUACUAUAUGCAGCUGAAUCCUCGAAAUGAGAGCAAUAACCAGACAGGCACUGUGACUCAAUGUCUGUCCCCAGCCUGUCAGCGGGCCUCGGCCCGACUCUCCAUGUCUGCGGAUCCUUUCAUGGAGCCCUGUGACUACUUCUUGUUCACAUGUGACAGACUCGCACGAGACAGUCGAGGGAGACAAAGAGGACAGGGUAUCCCUGGACAUCCACAGAACCAGAACGGGAAAUCCCGGAGGCCAGAGAGCAGAGGAGAAAAUAAAGAGAGAGAAGACAGGGGACUGAGAGGGGGGGAAAGACUGGACAGAAAAACUGUGCUGCUGCAGUACCUCAGGGAGAUUUUGGAAUCGAACAACAGAGAAGGUGGUUCAGCUGUGCAGAAGGCCAAAGGAUUCUACCAUUCCUGUUUGGACACCAAGACAAUAGAAACCGCUGGCGUAGAGCCCUUCCUCACACUCAUCCAGAAACUGGGAGGUUGGGCAGUGUCAGGCCAGUGGAAUAAGACUGAUUUCAACUCCACCCUGAGCCUGCUAAUGAGAGACUACGCCACCUUUCCAUUCUUUAACCUCUAUGUGGGCAAAGACCCUGAAGAAACUGCCCUUGGGUCGACCAAAAGAUACAUACAGAUCGAUCAGCCAGAUCUGUUGAUCCCGAUUGAAUGGAACAGCAAGACACUGAAGUCUGAAGCGAAAGCUGAGGUUGAUCACAUAGCCAGUCUACUCUUGACUCGAUUAAUGUGUUACAUCCAUCUGUUCAUCAUUCUCCUGCCUACUUUCAUCCAGACAAUACGUCCCUUCUUGGCAACGUGUCAGAGGUACCUGGCGCUGUUGGGGGCCCUGCCCAGCAGCAGCAUGAUCCAUGUGGGCAUGUUCAUGUCUCUGUCCUCUGAGCUCGCUGUAGCUGCGACACCUCUGCAAUAUCGCCUUUCAAGGGGACAGCUCUUUCAGCGCAUGUCCAUCAAAGAGCUACAGAUCCAGGCACCCGCCAUUGAUUGGUUGGGCUGCCUGCGGGCCGCGUUCCACCCACUGCACCUAAUCGAAGACGAUCAUGUCCUUCUGCAUAACUUACCCUACAUGGUGCACAUGUCCCCCAUCAUUGGGAAAUGGCUGAACAAGCAUGAGCCGAGCAACAGCGGUCCCCUUCAAACUUACAUGGUCUUGAAUCUGCUGCACACCCUGAUGCCUGCCCUGGACUCCAGAUUUUCUGAAACAGUUAUGAAUGUAUCUGUGGGUAACGCUGACGUGACAUCUCCUCGCUGGAAACGCUGUGUGUUGGAAACAGAGAGAGGAUUUGACUCAGUUCUCACGCACCUUCUCCGAGAGAGGACGGCACACAGAGAGGCAGAGGAGAUUAUUCAAAAUAUCUUCUCCUCCUUCAAGUCUAAAUUACACGAACUCAAGUGGAGGGAUCAGAAGUCUCUCCAGUCUGUUAUGACAAAGGUUCAGUCCUUGAUUCCCAGACUCUGGACUACAAGUGAGAUCUCUGGUGAAGCUGAGCUCGAUCUGCUUUUUUCCACGGUGUCAGUGGGUACUCACGGCUUCUUCUCCAACUAUGUCCAGCUACUGUCCUUGUGGCAAAAGAGGCGCAGGAAACUCUUGACUGAACAGAUAGAGUCGGCCGAUAUUCUGUCUGUCACACCACUUCUCCUGCGCAAUGAGCUCCUCUUUCCCAUGGGAAUGUUUGUCCCUCCUCUCUUCCACCCAACCUAUCCCAGGGCAAUGAAUUAUGGUGUGAUGGGUUUCCUUAUGGCCAAAGAUAUCCUCCACUUGCUUUUGCCCGACAUUUACUCUCGGAGUGAGACGGUGCACGCUGUGGGGGAAUGUGUGUGGGCUCACUAUCUCACUGUGACAGAAAAUGCAGGCAGAGGUGGAGCCUUUUCUCUCUCAGCAGCGCAGCGGCAGGAGGUGUGGGUGCAGUAUUCUGCACUGCAGAUUGCGUUGCAGGCUUAUCAUCAGAGUCUGAAGAGCAGUCCGGCGGACACCUCCAUCUCAGGUUUCUCACACACUCGCCUGUUCCUCUCAUCCUUUUCUCAGGUCAACUGUGACUUUGACCCAUAUAAUGAAUUCAUGCCCUUGGAGCCAUCCUUCUUGAUUACAGUCAUUUGUGCCAAGUCUCACCUGUGUCCUACAAGUCUACAGUGUCCCAGUAAAACCCAGCAACAUUCAUUACAAACAUGCUAAGAGAGACUCCUCUGGAGACCGGCAGGACGUUGUUUUUUUGUUGUUGCUCAAUAUUCUGAAUAGUCGGACAAAAUAUUGUCUUCCAAUGUGGUGCUGUAGAAAUUAACCUAGUACACUGUGGAUGUUGGCAAAACUGUUGUUACAGAAAAUGUUCUUCAAUAUGUACGACUCAGGAAACACUGACCCCCCCCCCCCCCCCCAUUGUAUUUGAGAUGUGUUUGCAUGUACCAUCAAUUGCACAAGCUGUUUAGAAUUCAUUUAAAUAAAAAACUAUAUAUUUGAAUAAAUGUUUUCACAUUUCACUUCACUCUUUCGCAGCAGUGAAGUACUCAGAUCCUUCUCUUAGGUAAAACUACAAAUAUAGUAUCACAAUAUUCCAGGCACAACUCACAAAUCUGCUGGCAGAUCACACAAAUCAGGAAGGAAGACGCUUAAAAUAAGAAGAAAUUGGCCAAAACCUGCGGGGAAGUAACACGGUUCUUCAACAAACCAAGGUGCAUGGGUUUGAAAUGGACUUCCAUUUAAACCUUCCCAUAAAGGACAGAAGAAGAAAACCAAGAUCAAAAACACAUCAGCCUCAGAUCUUCCCACUAGAGUAAUAAACUUAAACCUUUCAAACAGA
Molecule: messenger RNA, 3285 nt
Organism: Scophthalmus maximus (turbot)
Lineage: Eukaryota; Metazoa; Chordata; Actinopteri; Pleuronectiformes; Scophthalmidae
Gene: kel
Product: Kell metallo-endopeptidase (Kell blood group)
Exons: 17
Coding region: 192-2663 (823 amino acids)
Biological process (GO): protein processing
Cellular component (GO): plasma membrane
Molecular function (GO): metalloendopeptidase activity
Source: RefSeq, a predicted model, not a curated record